Messenger RNA from Neopsephotus bourkii (Bourke's parrot), 876 nucleotides. It is a transcript of the gene GPX1, whose product is annotated as glutathione peroxidase 1. Lineage: Eukaryota; Metazoa; Chordata; Aves; Psittaciformes; Psittacidae. Gene Ontology annotation, cellular component: mitochondrion; cytosol. Gene Ontology annotation, biological process: glutathione metabolic process; response to selenium ion; hydrogen peroxide catabolic process. The record is from RefSeq and is a predicted model, not a curated record. The transcript has 2 exons. Gene Ontology annotation, molecular function: glutathione peroxidase activity.
CGGGUGGAGGGCCCGCCCGCCUGCAGUGCUGGCCAUGGCGGCGACAGGAGCGGGAGAGCGUGCGGGCGCGGCUGCGCUCAGGGACAUGUCUGCGCGGCCCCUGGGCGCGGCGGAGCCGAUGUCCCUCGGCUCGCUGCAGGGAAAGGUGUUGCUGGUGGUUAACGUGGCGUCUCUUUGAGGCACCACCACCCGCGACUUCCUUCAGCUCAGAGACCUGCAGCAGCGGUACGGGUCUCGCGGGCUGCAGGUCCUCGCCUUCCCCUGCAACCAGUUCGGGCAUCAGGAAAAUGCGACGAACGAGGAGAUCCUGUUGUCGCUAGAGCAUGUCCGUCCUGGGAAGGGGUACAAGCCCAACUUCAUCGUGUUCGAGAAGUGCGAGGUUAACGGGAAGAACGCGCACCCCCUCUUCACCUUCCUGAAAGAGGCGCUACCCUUCCCGCACGAUGACCCCUCCUCACUGAUGACCAACCCGCAGUACAUCAUCUGGUCCCCAGUGUGCCGCAACGACAUCUCCUGGAACUUCGAGAAGUUCCUCAUCGGCCCGGACGGCGUGCCCUUCAAACGCUACAGCCGGCACUUCGAAACCAUCAAGAUCCAGGAUGACAUUGAAUUGCUUCUGGAGAGGGUUGCCAAGUAAAGCGGAGCACAGCAGUGCCCGCUGCUUAGCUUAUUGCAUGCCUGCCUGUGCUCCUCACAGGGGGCUGCUGCUCUGGCAGAAAUCCCAGUGUCUCAUGCAGAUUUUGUGUUUGAUGGUGCAUCUUCCAAAUUCUUGAAGUGUACUUGAUGUUUUUAAAAGCUGCAUGUGGAUGUUUGGGAAACUAUGCUGGGGAAGGUGGCUACAAGUCUGAGUUACCUUACUGUGAUUCUCUGAAUAAA